AUGGGCAGAUUUCAUCCUAAACGUCUCCUCUUAGGCGCCUUCGUUCUUCUCCUGAUCUAUGUUCAUAUUCGGCACUCCCACAACAACGAAUUCUACACCAAGACCGUGAAAGCACUCGACAAGAAGAAAAAAGACCAAGCAUUGAAAGCGGAGACAGACGCCAAAGUGCAACAAAUACUCAACGACAAGAAUCCACAGGUUGCAACCUCCCUUUCAGGACCACAACCCGCCGCAGCCACAGUCUCGGAAUCAAACCCACGCCUUCCGCCUGACCCACCAUCCCCUCCGACCCAGCCACAAGACGAAAAUCAGAAAAAGGUCGCAGCAGACAAACCGAAAUAUGUCAAAGACACCACCGCGUCCCCCACUUCGCUCUCCCCCAACCCAACCACCCAACCCGACCCACCCCACCUCGCCCAGGUCCGCGCAGCCCUCGACGAAAUAGUCCACCACCACAGCAUCGUAAUCUUCUCCAAAACCUACUGUCCACACUCGCGGCGCGCAAAGUCACUCCUCCUAGACACCUACGACAUUGUCCCCCAACCCUACGUCGUGGAACUCGACACGUGGACCGAACCCGCGCGGAAAGGAAGUGGAGAAGUUCGGGAUGGCGAGGUGGUUGAAGAGAACAUUCCAACGAUGGGCAGAGCGUUACAGGAUCUUCUGGCGCAGCGGACGGGCAGGAAGACCGUGCCGAAUAUACUGGUGUUGGGGAUGAGUCUAGGAGGGGCGGACGAGGUGGUGAAGUUGCAUGAGGAGGGCAAUUUAGCUGGCAAGUUGAAAGGGAUGGUGGGGAAGAGGCUGGAAAGGUGUGAAAAGAGAGUUUCUAGGAGUGGUGAUGGUGCGGAUGGGAAGGGUGGGCAUGGCGCUUUGUGA
This is a messenger RNA of Endocarpon pusillum Z07020, 876 nucleotides long. RefSeq lists its product as uncharacterized. The transcript has a single exon. Gene Ontology annotation, cellular component: Golgi lumen; cytoplasm; fungal-type vacuole. Lineage: Eukaryota; Fungi; Ascomycota; Eurotiomycetes; Verrucariales; Verrucariaceae. The record is from RefSeq and is a predicted model, not a curated record. Gene Ontology annotation, molecular function: glutathione disulfide oxidoreductase activity. Gene Ontology annotation, biological process: cellular response to oxidative stress. The coding region runs from base 1 to 876 and encodes 291 amino acids.